Molecule: messenger RNA, 1378 nt
Organism: Polychytrium aggregatum
Lineage: Eukaryota; Fungi; Chytridiomycota; Chytridiomycetes; Polychytriales
Product: Arb2 domain-containing protein
Exons: 7
Coding region: 76-1107 (343 amino acids)
Biological process (GO): regulatory ncRNA-mediated heterochromatin formation
Cellular component (GO): nucleus
Molecular function (GO): siRNA binding
Source: RefSeq, a predicted model, not a curated record
CGCUGUUCUCCUGCCCCAUCGCACGCUUCCCUGAACUUGCUCCUCCCCGCUCUCGUCCCAGCGACUCUCGGACCAAUGACGGACGCCUCGAGCCCACCCCGGACCCUGAGCGGCUUUGGCUAUCACUUCAACGACGCCGGCGAGCUCCGCAAUAUCAAAACAGGACGGCCGUUCGAAUUCAACAUCUCCAACAACCCAGCGCGCAACCAGGAACACUAUGAGGCGGUUGGCGAUGCCGUUGCGGCCUAUAUCGAGGAGCAGCUCGUGGAGACCCUUGGACUCUUGCGCAAGAUCGUUCCCGUGGAUGCGACCCCAAACGAGCCAACCAGCAAGAUAUUCAUGAGCCCAAACGCCCUGACGGCCGCAGGGAAGUUGCUCGUUCUGAUUCCUGGUAUCAACAUCCGGGUCGGUCAGUGGGCACGCAAGAUCGUCAUGAACGACAACAUCAAUAAAGGGUCGGUUUUUGACUAUGUCCGGCAGGGGCAGUCCGAAGGCUACGAGAUCAUGGUUCUCAACAAUAACGAAAAUAUCGGCCGAGCACUGCCCGGCACCAAGCGCCGACCCAUCCGGGGCAGCGAGAGCCCCGAACGGCACGUCGAAUAUGUCUUUGACUCGCUGAUCAAGGGUGCAAGGGCUGCUCAGAUCUUUGUGGUUGCUCAUUCGUUUGGAGGCCACUGCAUCGCGAGACUGGUGUCGAGUCACCAAGGAGCAAACAACAUCCGAGCAAGAAUCAGUGCCAUUGCCUUUACUGAUUCGGUGCAUUCGCUGCGAUCCUUCGAAUCGCACAGUCCGGAUUUCAGCCGCUGGUUCCAAAGCCAUGCCCGGAACUGGGUCCGGUCCUCACGACCGCUCGACACACCGAUUGCCCCGGCCUCGCUCAUGGCCCAGUGUCCCUGCGUCUCGGCUGGCCACGAGGAUCAUGGAUACACCACGGUCACAGCCAUCGACUCGGUGUUUGAGUUCUUCGCGGCCAAGGACUCGACGGGCAAGCGCAAGCAAGAAGCUGUCGCCUCGGAUGAGUCGGAUCACCACAACGACGCAGACAAUGACGAUAGGCGCCCGGCGCCGUUGAGUCGCUCGGGUUCUGAGAAGCGACACAAGGAGUGAGCCGCCGUAGCUGUGCCUGAAUGGAUCCAAAUGAACUUGGGCUGAUGAGGAGCCCAUGUCUCUCGCUGGCGAAUCUUUAUGAGCGAUGGAGUGUGGUUCGCCAACUCCAUCCUUGGGACGGAUGAUCCUCGGGAGCGACGGAUAUGGAUGUUCCCUUCCGCGAUGAGAGCGACAAACACUAAAAGCCCCAUGUCACUUUGUGAGAUAGAGAAACGCAGGAUGUUCUGGUUCACCUUUGUGUGGGAUAUAAAUAUAUAGAUGAAAACAACAA